This is a messenger RNA of Herpailurus yagouaroundi (jaguarundi), 6471 nucleotides long. It is a transcript of the gene AKAP12, whose product is annotated as A-kinase anchoring protein 12. The transcript is spliced from 4 exons. The record is from RefSeq and is a predicted model, not a curated record. Gene Ontology annotation, biological process: regulation of protein kinase C signaling; signal transduction. Gene Ontology annotation, molecular function: calmodulin binding; protein kinase A binding. Gene Ontology annotation, cellular component: cytoplasm. NCBI's taxonomy places the organism in Eukaryota, Metazoa, Chordata, Mammalia, Carnivora, Felidae. The coding region runs from base 162 to 5438 and encodes 1758 amino acids.
UCUCGUUCAUUCGCAGUCUGGGCGCGUUCGGAGGAGGACGGCGGGAGAGGAAGGCGUUCUUGGGACCUCGCGGGCUCACGGCUUCUCGCUCUUCGCCGCGUCGCUGCGAUCUGGGGAAGGUGUAACCGGGCAGCCAGGCGCGGGAGAACCGCAGGAGAGCCAUGGGUGCCGGGAGCUCCACGGAGCAGCGGAGCCCGGAGCAGCCGGAGGCGGGGAGCGCCACGCCGGCCGAGCCCGAGCCCAGCGCCGGCGGCCUUGCGGCGGAGGAGGCUCCCGGCGCGCAGGGGGAUCCGGCCAUCGCCGCCGCCGACCCCGCCACCAAGCUCCUCCAGAAGAAUGGUCAGCUGUCUCCUGCCAAUGGCUUAGCUGAGGAAGAAGAUUUCAGCCCCCAGGAGGGAGCCCUGAAUGGCCAGGAAGAAGAAGUCCCUGUCACAGAUGUUGGACAGAGAGAGUCGGAAGAUGUGAGCGAAAGAGACUCAGAUAAAGAGAUGGCUGCUGGUUCAGUGGUUGUGGGCGACAUCACAAAGGAUGGGCAGGAGGAAGUGCCUGAAAUAAUCGAACAGAUUCCUUCUUCAGAAAGCAAUUUGGAAGAGCUAAUACAACCUACUGAGUCCCAGUCUAACGAUGUUGGAUUUAAGAAGGUGUUUAAGUUUGUCGGCUUUAAAUUCACUGUAAAAAAGGAUAAGACCGAGAAGGCUGACACGGUCCAACUGCUCACUGUCAAAAAAGACGAAGGUGAAGGAGGAGGGGCCCCGGACGGGGCUGGCGACCACCAGCAGCCCAGCCAGGAGACCGGGGAAGCAACAGCCAAAGAAAGUGAGCUAAAACAAUCCACAGAGAAACCCGAAGAAGCCCUCAAACACGAGCAGAGCACCACGGAAAUUUCGCUUCAAGCUGAGUCUGGCCAAGCAGCAGAGGAAGGCAGAGACGGAGAAGAAAAGCAAAAGGAGCCCACCAAGUCUCUAGACUCCCCGACGAGUCCCCUGGCCAGCGAGACAGCGUCACCCUUCAAAAAAUUCUUCACUCAAGGUUGGGCCGGCUGGAGAAAAAAGACCAGUUUCAGGAAGCCUAAGGAGGAUGAGCUGGAAGCUUCAGAGAAGAAAAAGGACCAAGAGCCAGAAAAAGGAGACACACAAGAACAGGAAGAGACCUCUGAGAAAGCGGCUCCUCCUGAACAGCCACAGCCACAGGAGGCCCCCGAGAGCGCCGGCGAGGCCCGACUGUCGGCGGAAUAUGAAAAAGUGGAGCUGCCCUCCGACGACCAAGGGCAGGAGGCCUCUGAAGAGAAACCCGCCCCUCUAGCGACGGAAAUAUUCGACGACAAGGUGGAGAUCGUCGCAGAAGUCCACGUCGUCAGCACGGCAGAGAAGAAAACCGAGGAGCAGGAAGCCGAGGCGGAGGAAGCGGAAGCCGCGGAGCCCCCGCCACCUGAAACAGCUGUGGAAACCCCGGCUGAACUUGAGAAAGCCAGGCCCGCGGCGGAGCCGGCGAAGGCCACGGAAGCGUGCGCCCCCGGCGGUGACCACAGCCGCCCCGCCGACCCGAGCCCCGAGGAGAAAGCGCCCCCCGCCCACCCCGAGGGCCUCGCGAGCGAGGCGGAUGUGCUGUCCUCGCAGGAGAGAACGAGGGCGCAGGGCAGCCCUUUAAAGAAACUCUUCACCAGCACCGGCUUGAAAAAGCUUUCCGGGAAGAAGCAGAAAGGGAAGCGAGGGGGAGGAGACGAGGAGGCCGGGGAGCAUCAAGCCGCAGCGGAGUCCCCGGACAGCACCGACGAACAGAAGGGCGAGAGCUCCGCUUCGUCGCCCGAGGAACCGGAGGAGAUCACGUGUCUGGAGAGAGGCGUCGCGGACGCACAGCAAGAGGGGGACGCCGAGGAAGGCGCUGUUUCGGACGGGGAGAAGAAGCGAGAAGGGGUCACUCCCUGGGCGUCUUUCAAAAAGAUGGUGACGCCCAAGAAGCGUGUCCGAAGGCUUUCGGAGAGUGAUAAGGAGGACGAAUUGGAGAAAGUAAAGAGCGCCACCCUGUCUUCCACGGAGAGCGCAGCCUCCGAGACGCAAGAGGAAGCAAAAGGCAACGGAGAGGAGCAAAAGCCCGAAGAACCAAAGCGCAGGGUGGAUACUUCAGUCUCCUGGGAAGCUUUAAUUUGUGUGGGAUCGUCCAAGAAAAGGGCAAGGAAAGCAUCAUCUUCUGACGACGAAGCGGCGCCAAAACCAGCGGGAGGAGAGGGCCAGAAGCCAGACGAUGCAGGAAAAGACAAAGAAACGGGACCAGAUGCUGCCCUCGCUAGUUCCCAGGAACAUGAUCAAGGGCCAGGAAGCUCCUCACCCGAGCAAGCUGGGAGCCCCACUGAGGGGGAGGGAGUUUCCACCUGGGAGUCAUUUAAAAGAUUAGUUACUCCAAGGAAAAAACCCAAGUCAAAACUGGAAGAGAAGAGCGAAGACUCCGUAACUGGGCCUGGCUUAGAACAUUCAGUUUCAGAUGUCGACCCCGGGAAAGAAGAGUCUUGGGUUUCAAUUAAGAAAUUUAUUCCCGGGCGGAGGAAGAAAAGGUCAGAUGGGAAACCGGAUCAAGCCACCGUUGAAGACACGGGGCCAACAGAGGUCAACGAAGAUGAUUCUGAUGUCCCAGCUGUGGUACCUCUGUCCGAGUACGAUGCAGUAGAAAGGGAGAAAACCGAAGCACAGCAAGCCCAGAAGGGCGAGGAGAAGCCUGAGCAAAAGGUAGCUGUUUCUGUGUCAGAGGAGCUCGGUACAACUCUGGUUCAUGCUGUGGCUGUGACUGUUGUUGACGGGGCAAGGGCUCUUAGCAGUGUUGAAGAAAGGUCACCCUCUUGGAUAUCUGCCUCAGUGACAGAACCUCUUGAACAAACAGAAGAGGAAGCCAGACCCCUAACUGAGGAGGCAUUUGAAGGGGAAGUCCUUGCAGAGGAAACCCCCGUUGUUGCCAAAACUCUGCCAGAGGGUCAAGACGCCAUUGACAACACAGUCGUCAGCGAGGUGGAGUUGACUUCUGAAGCUGUGACAGCUGCAGAAACUACAGAGGCAUUUUGUGCCGAAGAAGCAGCAGAAGCAUCUGGUGCUGAAGAGACCACCGACAUGGUCUCAGCUGUUUCUCAGUUAACUGACUCUCCAGUCACCACAGAGGAGGCGACGCCAGUUCAGGAGGUGGAAGGCGGUGUGCCAGACAUAGAAGACCAAGAGAGGCGAACUCAAGAGGUCCUGCAGGCAGUCGCAGAAAAAGUUAGGGAGGAAUCACAGUUGCCCGACACCAGAGGGCCAGAAGACACGAUGCAGACAGUGCAGGAAGUAGGGGCCGAAAUUCCAGAGAAGGUAGACGCGGAAGAGGGUUCUCAAGAGCCGGAUCUGAAGAAAGAGACGGACGUAGUGACGGAAGUACACAUAGAAGAAACUGAGACUGAGACCUUGACACGGGAGGAGGUGGUUGUACAGGCCACCCCCGAAAGCUUGGAACAAGUUCCUCAAGUCGCAGACAGUGUAGAGCCUAGUGAGCUUAGAACCACUUGUCCAGCUGAAACCUUGGUUGGGGUAAAAUCAGAAUUUAUUCUAGAACAGGCUGUUGCUCCCGAUUCAGCUGAAACCCUUACCGACAGCGAGACCAACGGAAGCACCCCAGUAGCAGAUGUUGAGGCUCUAAAUGUAACACAGCAAGAGAAGAUGACAGACAUCCACGAAGAUCCCGAGGUCGCCUCUGGGGUACAGUCACAGAUCACAGAAGCAGAGGCCGUUCCUGCACCAGAACAGAUGCCUCCAGCACCUUCUAGUCUUCAAUCCCAGGAAGAAGAUACAGGACAUUCAAAAAUGGAAGAGGUCCGGGAACAUACAGAUGAAGAGGUAGCAGUGGAAACUGUGCCCGUUCUUUCAAAGACUGAAGUGACGGAAGAGGACGGCCAGUCUACUGACCGGGAAGCCAAAGACACACCGCUUGUUGAAGGCCCUGAGGUGUCUACAGACACUGAAACAACAGUCGGUGAGAAAGAGACCAUGGAGGUUGCCCUUGAAGAUGAAGUCACCGAAGAACCUGAAUUUCAGAAGAAUGAGGAUACCGAACUCCAGAGCCACACGCCAUCUCCUCCAACCCAAGUGGAGGAAGAGCUGGUAGUUGAAGUAGAAAGGGAGAAAGCGGAAGCAAAGCCAACCCCAGCGAGUGAAGAGGAACUUGAGCAAAAACCAGCCGUGACCGUUUCUGAAGAGCUUAGUAAGCAGCUGGUGCAGACGAUUAGUGUGGCCGUCCUCGACGGGGAAAAGGAGGUGACCAGUUUGGAAGAAAGUUCUCCUGGGCUGGCUCAGGAGGACGCGGUAUACACAGAAACUCCAGCUCAAAGCUCUGAGCCGUCAUUACCUCUAACGGCUGCAGCAGUGGAGGAGAAGGUCUUGGGAGAAACCGUCAAGAUUUUAGAAACACCUGAAACCCUGGAAUCUGCAGAUGCACAUUUAACACCAGAAGAAAAACCCUCUGCAAAAGAUGAGGACUUCACUGCUCAGCCAGGGGAAGACGAGGUGCCCGCAGGGACGGAGUCUCGGCCGGAAUCCGUACCGGAGGCCGUAUCGGCCACGCCUGAGGGAGGCAUCAGUGCUGACCUGGAAGCAGACAAAACCACACCGCAGAAACGGGCCUCAGAUGAAGAGGACGAGCCGGCUGGUUGCCAGGAAGCCCAAGUAAGUGAAACUAGCAAGGAAGAUUUAAAGGCUGAAAACGAGAUUUUGAAACUUGAGACUGAGAGCAGUAAGCUUGUACAAAAUGUGAUCCAGACCGUUGUUGACCGGUUAGUAAGUACUGAAGAAACAGCCGUUGAUUUGCAGACACAGGCUCAACCUAUACAAGCUGACACCCAGGAGGCUAGACCGCAAAUGGAGGAGAAAGAAAGGGAACUUCAGGCCUCUGCACAGGAUGAAACACACACCGUUGCAGCCGAAGAAGAAUCCACGCUAACCACCGUGGAACAAACCCACUCUGACGUUUCCAAAGCUGUGAGCGAAGCUUCCGAAGGGAUUCCAGCCGCGGAGGUAGAAGGUUCCGGUGUAACCGACCAGCAGCUCGAAGAGGCAGUUCUCCCGUCGGAGGAAAAGAAAGAAACAACUGGAACAAAGUCUAUUCCAGAAGAUGGCGAUCGCGCCGAGUUAGGCGAAAGGAUAGAGAAGUCACUGUCUGAAUCCCAGGAAGAUGAAAAGGAUGAUGCCGUUGAUGACCCUGAGAGCCACCACUCAGCCCUGGAAGAUUCUGAGGCCUCAGGAGGCUUAACCAAAGAGUCCCUGGACACAGAUGGGCCAGCGCUGAAAGAGGAGGAAGGUGGCCAGGAAGUAGAAUUUCAGGAAGGAAAAGCCCACGGUGAGUCAGAAGAAGAGAUCGAAACCCAGACACCGGGAGAGACGCAGAAGCAAGAGGAAGAACCAGCAAAAUCAGAACCCACAGGAUCCUAAAACAUCACUUCUGCCCCGUGUGUUUGCAACACCAGAAUGUGAAGACAGGCAGUAGGAGGAGAUGAACGCUGCUGACAAAGACUCACGACCAGUAUUUCAGACUCCGAACCGAAGAACAGGCCCAUCGACUGACCUCCUCUCUGGAGCACCCUGACAACCCUGAGGCAGCAAUCGGGGGCUACAGCCAUUUACCGUGUCCUCUGCAGGGCCACCCCUCUUCCCCGCCGCCGAUACCAUGUAAUGUUUCUGAUUUAAGGUCCCCAAUUCUCCACUCGGAACUGGAGUUGGCCGCACCUAGUUCUGCUUCUCAAACUGGAGUAUCAUUCCCUGUGUAUUUAUAUGUAUGUUUUAAGUAACCCUCCUGUAUCUAUUGUAAAUUUUUUCCUUAACGAUUAAGGAAAUGUACAAUACGGUGCAUUCCUUUUGUAUCACGCAGGAUGUGGUGGAAGCUCUAAGCCUCAGCUGUAACCUGUGACAACAGCUUCCUUAGAAACAACAUUCCUGAUCAGAAGCUACGGUUCGUACUUCAAAACCCACUGAGGGUCGGGUCCGUGUUUCAGGCCGCUCUGAAAUCGCUCACUUUCCUGUUCUGCACAGUGUGCUAAAAAUAAAAAGCUUUUUGGGGGGGGGAACACAGAAGGUUCCAUUGUUACUGUGAAAUUUUUCUUUCUAGCCCAGUGGGGGUUGGAAGGGAGUUUUUUUCAGUAGCGGGUUAACUUUAAGCCUUUUCUCUGAAUUGUUGUGGCCGUUUGGACAGAUGAGUGCGCUUGAAUCCCGAGGCAAAGUAGUGAAGUGUUUUUCAUCUUAUCAAAAAGUAAUCGACUAUUUUAAGUUUUCUAUUCUACUCUUAUACGCUGGACCACAUGCACACACAGCAUGAAGUAAGGUUCUUUACAGAUGGUAUUUUGCUAGGUACUGGAUUGUGUCUGUGCCAUAUCUGUGCCCACUCUUUUAAGGACAACGUUGCAUUAAGUUCCUUUGGAUAAACUGUGAUUUGACAUCUGAUUUAAAUAAAAUAUUUGCUUCACUUAGA